Molecule: messenger RNA, 390 nt
Organism: Auanema sp. JU1783
Lineage: Eukaryota; Metazoa; Nematoda; Chromadorea; Rhabditida; Rhabditidae
Source: the annotation of a GenBank genome assembly
AUGAAGAGUUUCAAAGCGUUUUUAGUUAUUUUAAUCGUUCAAACAACAACUGCUACACAAUCGGAUAUUCGCAGGAGCUUACGGAUCGAGAGAAGUGUAGCUGAUGUCGUAGACAAGAUUAGUAAAGCUGUGGAUGAUUUUGUUGGUAAUGUCACAACUACUACGAGAGCCCCUACUGAUACGAGCGAUAUAGAUCGUAAGUUCAGACAGAAAAAUGAAGAACUUCUACGAAAGUAUAACGAUGGAUUAAUAACGCAAGAGUAUUUGAACAUGGAGAUUAACUUGAAUCGGUAUGAAUACCAACAGGCACGUAACGACAGAUUGACUGGGCGAACAGGAAACGACUGGCUCACUGUCAAUACUGAGGAAGUAUCUGAUUUGGGCAGAUGA